UUACCACUUAUAAGUUAUACCGUUAUUAUUAACAAAUUAUCAAAAACUAAAUAUUGAAAAAUGCAAAAAUUGUCUGAGAAAAUGAACGUGACACUUAAAAGGACUACCUGGUACAUAUUGUAUAUGAUAGUUACAUUUUGUAUUUACUUACCUAAUUAAAAUGUAAGCAAUAAAAAACGAAAUGGAUUUCCGCUGCAGUAGAUCAUCUCCCUGUGCAUGGCGGAACAUACAGUAUACACCCAAUUCUGCCAAGGGUGAGACUGUUACUAUGGGAACUAUCAACAAAACAAACCUGAGGUUUUCAGCUUAAACUAUUAUACAAAAAGCCAGCACAAGCACUGAAUCAUGUCGGUGCGCGUAGUUUAUAGUAAAUCAUUUGGAGUCAAGUACAAAGCUUCUGUUUGUUCUAAGGCAUUUAUUUUAUACGUCGUUAUAACGUUAUUAACUUUUACCUUGCCGUUGCUAUUUUGCUAUCGAAGUAGUGGACUAUGGAUUAAGUACGAGAAAUACAGAGAACAGCCUAUGGUACAAUUUAAGUUGCAGUAUUUGUUAUAUGCUGAAACAUCUGAUCCCACGUCUCCCUUGAUCUGCGGAAAUUUUCCUCGGACGUUGAAAACUGCGGGUUUUUGUUCAACCAUCAAGGUUGUAGAAGAAGACAUUAACAUUGAUGGGAAAAAAGAAUUUCUGGAUUUGGAGUUAUACUUGACUAUGAAUGAAACGUUAGAUGUACAUUCUAUAACUUUAUUGCUGAUAUUUGAUUUCAAAAUACAAGAUUUGUGUUUGCUUGAAAUGGAAUCCAUGGCAGUUAUAACUCACGGUUCUGGAUUGCCAGGUGGCAGACUGGACGUAUUUGGUGAUUUAAAUUUGGUACAAAAAACACCCUUAGUAUGUACACCGAGGAAACCUAUUCGUAUGAAUAGGCCUAUAUUGUUAUUUGAAUCUCCUGACUGGCUGGUCAACAUAUACGAGGAAUACUCAAAACGAACUCUUUCUACUAAAUUGGAUAACGUUUUAGUGAAGUGGACAAGAGGUCGACCUUAUCGACAGCCAUUUUUAAUUAAAACGAAAAUAAACUACGGUUCUGUGGAGAUUUUGUACAAACCAAAGUUUUGGCAAGUAAUGAAGUGGGCAUGGAUACAAUACUUUUCAAUACUCGUGUUAUCAGUAUUUAUAUUUAAAAAAGUUAAGCGGUUUUUAUUCACAAAUCAUAUAGUUACUACGAAAAUCGAACGUUCAACUUAAAGUAACCUUUAAUCGUCAUAUAUUACUUUUUGUUUUAAUUACCUAAUGAAUUUAAUUUUAAUAAUAUAUUUAUGAAAUAGGUAGUUGAAAAA
Myzus persicae (green peach aphid) is the source of this 1334-nucleotide messenger RNA. RefSeq names its product transmembrane protein 231-like. The record is from RefSeq and is a predicted model, not a curated record. Gene Ontology annotation, biological process: cilium assembly; regulation of protein localization. Gene Ontology annotation, cellular component: ciliary membrane; ciliary transition zone. Bases 346 to 1242 code for a protein of 298 amino acids. Lineage: Eukaryota; Metazoa; Arthropoda; Insecta; Hemiptera; Aphididae. The transcript has 5 exons.